UAGCAGCCAUCGCUUGUCGGCAGAAUACAAGAAAGAAGAAUAUUUUUAGUGCAAGUUAUCAAUUUAUCAGGUUGAUUGUUUCAAGUGAAAACAUGUCCACCUAAAGUCAUCAGUAUUUUAUCUACCGUUUUCUCUAAUUCAUCCAACUGAAUUGUGAUCGAGGGAAAAGUGGACUUCGAAAGUGGAGAAUUCAAAAAAAAAUCCUACUUUACCAUAUAAAUAUGUGCUAAACUAGAUGACAUGAGUAUGUUACACCAUGACAUCAUGAACAGGAUGAACACCCAGGACAGAAUCACCCCAUCACCCUCGUCAGGGCCCAUCCCCAAUCAGGUCCACCAUUUCGACAGUGAUGCCGUCAGUGUGUGUCCCACGUCGGAUGGAGUUUCCAUAUUCAGGUGCAACCUCUGCGGAAAGUCGUACGGCACGUGGGGUCAGAUUCAGAUGCAUUUGGAUACACACAGACUUGCGAAAAGACCCGAUGUAAAGAACACGAUGACCACCAGCGAAUCGGACUGUUCGUUUGGUUUGUCUAACCCACAGCACUUCGCACGGUCGCCAUCCGUACAUGUGGAUGAGCGGAAAGUGAUGGAAGGUAUGAACACAAACACAGAUAAAAUGACAGACUGUAGCUUCGAAGCGUGUCAGUCGGAUCCGGUGUUUCCAAGAGCCUCCAGCAUUGCCGAGGACUCUUCCACUUCAAACAGUGUGUCCACUGCCAAGCCCCAGAUGCAGCAGACGGCAAACCUGAUGGACAAGGCCGACGGCGGUUUUGGCAAUCGACAGAACAAGCCUGUGGAAAACAUAAACACUGGUGAUCCUCUUACUCUGUACAUUUGUAACCUGUGUGGAACGUCAUUCGAGACUAAGCAUCGUCUGGACGGCCACCUUGCUGAACACAGGAGCAAGAAUGAAGAAAAGCAUGUGGACGAUUAUUCCUUUGGCUGCAACCUGUGUUCGAAGUCGUUCACGGCCCAGGAGCUGUUUGAUGAGCACAUGAGCUCCCACAGACAGGACCGCGUGGCCAGCUACAUGACAUACACGGCUCAAGCCGACAUGCCAUACACCUGUAACAUCUGCAGAGAGGGCUUCGAAAUCCUCGACGAUCUUCGCAAUCACAUUGACGUGCACACCAGCGUGCACUCGUUGAACAACAUUUCAGGUGGCGAUGGCAGCGGCAGUGUCAAAAAUAAAUGCUUCUCCUGUCAGAUCUGCGACAAGUCUUGUUCCAGCUGGGAGCAGCUGAAGUCGCACGUGACCAAGCACGAAAGCGUCGUGAUGGGCGGAGGGCAGGACGCGACCGAAGGCCGGCAGUUCCAGUGCGACAAGUGUAAGAAGUCGUUCAACGUCUGGGGACACCUGAAGGCUCACCUGAUGCGGCACCAGAACGAGGCGCUGUCGAAGAACUAUGUGCCCAGCACGCACGGCUCCAUGGUGUUCAGCUGCGAGGUCUGCGACAAGGUGUUCGUCGCAAAGUCCCACCUCCUGGGUCACAUGAAGACACACACGGACCCCGUGGCCUGCGACGUGUGCGGGAAGCUCUUUCAGACCCAGCAGCACGUCAACCGCCACAAGGUGAUGCACACGGGCGAGCGGCCUCACAAGUGCGACGUAUGCGGGAUGCGCUUCAUGCGCAAGGAGCACUGCAAACGGCACAUCCUGACCCACAUCUCGGACAAGUCGCUGCUGGCGACAUGCGAGAUCUGCGACAAGUCGUUCAGCCGUCCCGAGCACCUCCAGCGCCACUACCGCAUGCACACGGGGGAGAAGCCAUUCAAGUGCGACAUCUGUGUGAAGGAGUACUCGCGCAAGGACCGCCUGCAGCACCACAUGAAGAGCCACGAGAGAGAGGUCCGCCAGGUGCUCAGCGAGAGUUCUGAGUCCGUCUCGGACUCAGUGGACUACAACUUUGCGCGGUUCUCGGCUCAGAACCUGGCCGGUGUCGACUCGUUGGGUGGAGAUUCCACUUCAGGAGGGCCCAGACCAUCCAUCUCCACGCAUCAGAGGAUGCAGAACAGUCAGUCGAAGACGGCUACAGGGAGAAAUGUGAACGUUUUCAAUCCAUGUAAUAAGUCUCCACCUCUGGUUACGUCGGCUACAGUUCUGUCCUCCGUAGGACUGGUGUCAUCGAGUGUGGUGUCCAAAUCUCGCAUGACACCCGAUGAAGGAGGAUCUAACUCUAAGCCUUUGCAGAUGUCUGCUGCCAAAACAUCUCCAUCGAAGAAAGAUCUCCAUGACGUCGGUUUCGGUCAUUCAUCGGCAUCUUUCAGAGAAGACGGAUCGGCGUCUACCCUCUCAUCGCAGAACAUUUCAACAAAUCUCCACCAGAGUACUGAUCACACUAUAAACCGCAUGUUUUCAGACCAGCCUUCUGGACACGACAAUUCCGUGCACACUCAGAAAUCUGUUGGCUCCUAUAUUCCCAGUUGUCUCCCUUUGACUGUGGAAAGCAUGAGCCACUGCAAACCGAGCUAUGUGCCGCAUCUCUCUGAUUUUGCAGCGAGUAUGGGACAGAGAUCGCAGGUUUGUUCCUCAGUGAUUCCCGUCUCCGCUAGAAGUAUCGCCCACUGCCAGACAUCCUUUGUACAGUCGGCGUCUGUUCUCUGUGAUAACCAGUCUCUACAUAAUGAUCGGUACGACGUCAAGCCCUCUGUGAAUGUGAUGGGUCAGCCGUGUGUCGACAGCAGUUCUCGAGGGGUACAUGGGUCGCUGAGUAAUCUCCAGGCAGGCGACUUGUCACGCAAAUGAGGCAGUAUUGCUGGAGUUUGUGUUCCAGUGCUUUUUAAAAAAGUAACUGAUUAAAAUACACAAAACUGAGGAAGUGUUUCAUAGUUUUUCAGUGCUUUUUAAAGAAAAAGUAACUGAUAAAAUACACAAAAGUGGGGCAUUGUUGCUUUUUCUGUACUUUUAAAAAAGUAACUGAAAAAAACCCACAGAACUGAGGCAAUGUUGACAAUAGUUAGUUUUUCAGUGCUUUUAAAAAAGUAACUGAAAAAAUACACAAAAAUUAGGCAUAUAUUGCCAUAGUAGUUUCCAAGUGCUUUUAAAAAAGUAACUGACGAAAUGCACAAAAGUGAGGGAUAGUUGAUUUUUCAGUGCUUUUUAAACAAAAAGUAACUAAUAAAAUACACAAAACUGGGGCAUUGUUGGUUUUUCAGUACUGUUUAAACAAAAGUAACUGAUAAAAUACACAGAACUGAGGCAAUGUUAACAAUAGUUGGUUUCCCAGUGCUUUUAAAAAUUUAAUUAAUAAAAUGCACAGAAGUGAUGAUGCUAUAUUUUCACAGUGCUUUUGAAAAAAGUAACUGAUGAAAUAAUUUUACUCUUGGUGUUGCAAACUGUAUAGAGUGCAUAAUGAUAAAUCUGUAUGGACUAAAGAAUAGUUCAACACGGAUGAGUAAUAUUUUAUAGUAUUAACAUUGUGUAUACAGUUAUCUAGAAUUGUAUAGAGUUGUCUAGAUGCAUCGUUAUUCAUCAUCAUGCUUUGUGCACUGCAAGUGUAAAUCUGUCGGUACAGUUUAACAGGAGGCCUUUUACAAUUUGUGCUUUUACUAUUUCUUGUUUGCAGUAUAUACUGCUAGGGCUUUAAAAAAAUAUAUAUAUAUAUACAUGUAUAUAUUGUGUGUUUCUGGGAACCAAAUCCUUGCCUCAGGGUGCAAAAUGGUGAGUAAAACACUCAUCUAUGUGAAUCAACUUCUACUAUAUUAUAUAGUAAUUAAAACUUGCAAAACACAUGUGUAUUCUGGCGAGUGUAUCAUUUUAUCACAUAUCAGAUUCUGGUUGUUGUUAUGAGAUAAAUUUUAUUUUACAAUAUUGACAUUUAAAUUUAUAAGCUAGUGAUUUAUUUAUUUAUUUACUGUAAACCGUGAAAAAAAUGCGUGCGUA
Molecule: messenger RNA, 3882 nt
Organism: Gigantopelta aegis
Lineage: Eukaryota; Metazoa; Mollusca; Gastropoda; Neomphalida; Peltospiridae
Product: zinc finger protein 813-like
Exons: 2
Coding region: 241-2745 (834 amino acids)
Biological process (GO): regulation of transcription by RNA polymerase II
Cellular component (GO): nucleus
Molecular function (GO): DNA-binding transcription factor activity, RNA polymerase II-specific; RNA polymerase II cis-regulatory region sequence-specific DNA binding
Source: RefSeq, a predicted model, not a curated record